Messenger RNA from Prunus armeniaca (apricot), 2565 nucleotides. Lineage: Eukaryota; Viridiplantae; Streptophyta; Magnoliopsida; Rosales; Rosaceae. The record is from the annotation of a GenBank genome assembly.
AUGGAUAGGGUUAGUUGCGAUAAUUCGAGAAAAGUUGAGGGUGUGAGACAAGUAGUUGAUGAUGUGUGCCAAGUCUUGGAGGGUCGUCCUUGGGGACCUACCCUUGAGGAUGCUCUAUCAAUGCUUGACAACAAACCUCAAUCAGAAUCAGUUAUUGGAGUCUUAAGGAGACUGAAAGAUGUAGGUCUAGCAUUUAAUUAUUUUCGGUGGUGUGAGAGACAAACUGACCAAGCACAUUGUCCUGAAGCAUACAAUUCACUUCUCAUGGUCAUGGCUAGGAGUAGAAAUUUUAAGUUCUUGGAACAGGUCCUGGAAGAAAUGAGUAUUGCAGGAAUUGGCCCGUUUAAUAAUGUAUGUAUUGAGUUAGUUGUGAGCUGUGUCAAGUCACAGAAGCUGAGAGAAGCUUUCAAUCUAUUGCAAACCAUGAGGAAGUUCAAAUUCCGCCCAGCAUUUUCAGCCUAUACAACUCUAAUUGGAGCUUUGUCUACAGUUCCUGAAUCUGAUCUCAUGCUGACUCUCUUUCAUCAAAUGCAGGAGAUAGGUUAUGAAGUUACUGUGCAUUUAUUUACAACUAUUAUUCGUGUAUUUGCCAAGGAAGGCCGAGUUGAUGCUGCUCUCUCCUUGUUGGAUGAGAUGAAGAGCAACUCUUUUAAUGCGGAUGUUGUUCUUUAUAACGUCUGUAUAGACUGCUUUGGUAAAGUCGGUAAGGUGGAUAUGGCCUGGAAAUUCUUUCAUGAAAUGAGAAUGCAUGGCAUGGUGCCUGAUGAUGUGACAUAUACUAGCAUGAUAGGAGUUCUCUGCAAAGCUGAGAGACUAGGUGAAGCGGUGGAGUUAUUUGAGGAGAUGGAUGUGAAUAGGAAAGUACCUUCUGUGUAUGCGUAUAACACCAUGAUCAUGGGCUAUGGUUCUGCUGGAAGGUUUGAGGAAGCAUACAGCUUAUUUGAGAGGCAAAAAAGAAAGGGAUGCAUUCCGAGUGUGAUUGCAUAUAAUUGUGUUCUCACUUGCCUAGGGAAGAAGGGAAGAAUAGAAGAAGCGUUAAGGAUAUUUGAUGAGAUGAAGAAAGAUGCAGCUCCCAAUCUUCCAACUUAUAACAUUCUAAUAGACAUGCUUUGCAAGGCAGGUAACCUCGAGGCUGCUCUGCGUGUUCGGGAUGCCAUGAAAGAAGCUGGUUUAUAUCCUAAUGUUAUGACUGUAAACAUAAUGAUUGAUCGACUCUGUAAAGCUCAGAAACUUGAUGAUGCUUGUUCUAUCUUUGAAGGAAUGGAUCACAAAGUUUGCACACCAGAUGCAGUUACGUUUUGUUCUCUUAUAGAUGGCUUGGGUAAACAAGGAAAGGUAGAUAAUGCCUACAGGCUUUAUGAGAAGAUGCUGGAUUCUGAUCAGAUUCCAAAUGCUAUUGUAUAUACAUCCCUCAUCAGGAACUUCUUCAGGUGUGGUAGAAAGGAGGACGGUCACAAAAUAUACAAAGAAAUGGUGCGUAGGGGCUGUUCUCCUGAUCUGAUGCUUCUUAAUACCUAUAUGGAUUGUGUUUUCAAGGCUGGUGAAAUUGACAAAGGUAGAUUUUUGUUUGAGGAGAUAAAGGCUCAAGGAUUCAUCCCGGACGUGCGGAGCUAUUCAAUCUUAAUUCAUGGCCUUGUAAAAGCAGGUUUGGCACAUGAAACCUAUGAAUUAUUUCAUGCGAUGAAGGAUCAAGGCUGUGUCUUGGACACCCGUGCUUACAAUGCCAUCAUUGAUGGAUUCUGCAAAUGUGGAAAGGUGAAUAAAGCAUACCAGCUGCUGGAGGAAAUGAAAACUAAGGGUCACCAGCCCACAGUUGUUACUUAUGGUUCUGUCAUUGACGGGCUUGCUAAGAUUGACAGACUUGAUGAAGCAUACAUGCUUUUUGAAGAAGCAAAGUCAAAAGGAGUAGAAUUGAAUGUAAUUAUUUAUAGUAGUCUUGUUGAUGGGUUUGGGAAGGUGGGUAGAAUUGAUGAAGCAUAUCUAAUCAUGGAAGAGCUAAUGCAGAAAGGUCUGGCACCUAAUGUUUACACAUAUAAUUGCUUGCUUGAUGCACUUGUGAAAGCUGGUGAAAUUGAUGAAGCCAUUGUCUGCUUUCAAUCCAUGAAAGACUUGCAAUGUACACCCAACCAUGUAACUUAUAGCAUUCUCAUAAAUGGUCUUUGUAGAGUUAGAAAAUUCAAUAAGGCUUUUGUGUACUGGCAAGAGAUGAAGAAACAAGGGUUACAGCCCAACACAAUCACCUACACCACCAUGAUAUCCGGACUUGCAAAGGCUGGGAACAUAAGAGAUGCUAGUGGGCUUUUUGAGAGGUUUAAAGCCAGUGGUGGCAUUCUCGAUUCUGCUAGUUAUAAUGCUAUGAUAGAAGGAUUAAGUAGUGGAAAUAGGGCAAUGGAAGCAUAUGCACUUUUUGAGGAAACUCGGCAGAAAGGUUGUCAUAUUCAUACCAAGACAUGUGUUGUUCUGUUGGAUGCCUUGCACAAGGCUGAAUGCCUUGAGCAGGCAGCAAUUGUCGGUGCCGUGCUUAGGGAAACUGCAAAGUCUCAACAUGCUUCAAGAUCAUGGUAA